Alternaria burnsii is the source of this 2253-nucleotide messenger RNA. RefSeq lists its product as uncharacterized. The transcript has a single exon. Lineage: Eukaryota; Fungi; Ascomycota; Dothideomycetes; Pleosporales; Pleosporaceae. Bases 1 to 2253 code for a protein of 750 amino acids. The record is from RefSeq and is a predicted model, not a curated record.
AUGGCUAGUUAUAAAAAGUCAUAUUCACAUAUCGAGCAUGCUUCGACUUGUCCGUGCGCAAAGGAUGCGCAAGGUGCAGUGCUUCCGCCCAGCUCAGUACGCCGGUAUCGCUUACUAACUCGUGAUGUGUCAGAUGACUGCAACUGUUUCUACUCUGCUCUCUCCAAGACGGCUAUAUUCCAGCCUGCCACGUUCGAAGGCCCCACCGGUGUUGAUGGCCGGCUAGAUGAGAUUGCACAGACUCAUGUCAGAGAUUUUGUGGCGAAGAAGAGGUCUCAGGGGGGCGAGCGACCUAAUGUGCCCCCGUCGAAGCUUUAUCAACCGCUCAUAGACGGCGAGAUACGCGUCUUGGAGUUAUAUGCAGGAGAAUCCGGAAGUCCGCUUGAAGGAGCUCUACACACAGUUAGCAUCGACUUCUCGCAUCCUGCAAGAGAGGAGCAGUAUACUCAGCCUUUCGACGAUCCAGCGAACACGAGCAGGAGAACCUUGACCUUCACCAGGCAUACCAACCAUGCCGUUUCGCUUAUUACAGGGGAACCUGUGUGGUUUACCGCGCUGAGCUAUGUCUGGGGCGCACCCGACUUUGACCACACAGUAGCGUUCGAGCAUGAUGAGUUGAAGAUUACAGCAACCCUAGCAGGGGCCUUGGAACACAUGCGCUCCACUCAGCAUAGCGUGGUCGUGUGGGCGGACCAGAUCUGCAUUAACCAGAAAGACAUGGCAGAGAAGGUGCAACAGAUCCCACUUAUGGGCAUGGUAUACACACAUGCGACGGAAACCCUCAUCUGGCUCGGCGACGACAACGGAGAGGACCCGGCCCUCGCAUUAGACUUGAUGGAAACCGUCUACGUGCGUCUGCAGGGGACCGAUGCGCAAGUAACGCCCGCCGACUUUGCGAGGCUGGACUUUCCACCCAGCGAUGACCGAGCAUGGUGGGCAGUCCGCCAAUUCCUCAGGCGACCCUGGUUUGGCAGGCUGUGGACCAUUCAAGAAGCUGUGCUUUCAAGAAAUCUGUUUGUAAAGUGCGGCAAAGCAGAGGUCUGCUGGGACGACUUUGCAGCGUGGUGUUAUGAUUUGAGAGAAACCCACAUUCUCAGCUGGCUCACAGCAGAUGUUGUCCUGAAGGACAAAUACGGCGAGAUUACCAAUGCCUGGACGCUUCCACCACAAGGGGCAACGGUAGUCAAUUCGAUACAAGCUGAUCGCCUGCACGGCUUGACACUUGUCCAAAAAGAAGCCUUACUGACUAUACUGGAGUCUACGCGGUAUGCUCAGGCGACCGAGCCGAAAGACAAGAUUUACGGCGUGCUGGGUAUAGCAGAUUCGACCGUCGUACCGGAUUAUAAAGGAUCCACCAGAGAGGUAUACCACGAUGCCUGCUUGACGGAGAUUCCGCUGCGUAUAUACGAGCUGCUGAGCUGCGUCGACCACGAGGAGCCGCUUCGGCCAUCAUGGGUACCAGACUGGAGCGCACCUCGUGUGACCAAAGCCCUGGGCUACUUGACCAAAUCCUGGGCUCUGUAUUGUGCGGGCGGUAGACCCGUCACAGGCGCGCAACUACCAAAAGUGGGCUUGAGCGAUGACAAAUGCGAGAUCACACUCCGUGGUAAGGUCUUCGAUACAAUUGCCAUCAUAGGCGAUGUUAGCAACGACCCUUUCCUUGAUAUCACCAAUUCGCCGCUGAGCAACAGUGAUUUGAGAUCCUACGCGGAGCUGGUCAUGGGUCCAGGUCGAACACAGACCUACCUUCUACUAGGCUCUUCAACCUACGAGGCCUUUUUACACACACUACUGGCAGGACGCGAUGGCACAGGCGUCUUAGCUCCCUCCGCGGAUCACAGCGAGGUCUUUGGCUUAAUUCUCGAUGCCACAACAGGAAAAUCGCUCUCCCUUCCCGGCCAAACUAUGAGCAUCCGGCGGCAGAAAGGCUACUUCAACCUCGACAGUCUCAAGACGAGGAAGCCGGCCAAGAUCCUGGAAGACUUGAAUACGGCGCUCCGGGCCGCCUUGGAGAUGCGGCGAUUUGCUGUAACCGAGAAGGGCUACUUUGCGCUAGUGCCGAGAGGUGUGCAAGUCGGUGAUAAGGUCGCUGUGUUCGAUCGAGCAUGUGUACCUUUUGUGAUGAGGCAGAUGCAAGUUGAAGGGGAUGGCAAGAAGUUCGAGCUCUUGGGCGAAGCAUACGUUCAUGGUAUUAUGAAGGGGGAAGUAAUGGCUAUGGAGGAUAUCGGACUUCAGGAUAUCACGCUUCUCUGA